AUGUCUUCCCAGGUUCUCAAGUCCCCCCUCGCCCAGAACCUUAAGGUGGCGCUUAUCCAAUUGAAAUCGGGCGCCGACAAGGCUGCCAACCUCUUGAAGGUCCAGAAGUUCGUCGAUUCGGCAAUCAAGGACUCCACAGUUGGAAAGAUCGACGUGGUGAUGUUGCCUGAAUGUUUUAACUCUCCCUAUGCCGUGGACAAAUUCAGAGAGUACGCUGAGAAUAUUCCCGAUGGCGAGUCCACCACCUUGUUGUCUCAAUUGGCUAAAAAGCAUGGCGUUUUCAUUGUUGGAGGCUCCAUUCCAGAGAAAGGUGAAAAUGAUCUUAUCUUCAACACCUCAGUGACAUUUGGUCCUACUGGAGAGAUCUUAGCCAAGCACAGAAAGGCACAUUUGUUUGAUAUCGACAUUCCAAAUGGAAUCACCUUCAAGGAGCUGAUCUCGUUGAGUGCUGGAGACAAGGCCACAGUGUUCAAGUUAGGAGACUUUGGCAAUGUUGGUUUGGGUAUCUGCUACGAUAUCCGGUUCCCAGAGUUGGCUAUGGCUGCUCUGAGACUGCCAUAUAAUGCAUUUGCCAUGUUCUACCCAGGUGCAUUCAACACCACCACUGGACCUUUGCACUGGCAUUUGCUCGCCAGGGCCAGGUCUGUUGACAACGAGAUCUUCACUGUGUUGUGUAGUCCUGCAAGAGACGUUGGUGGAGACGGUUACCAGGCUUACGGCCACUCUUUGGUUGCUGAUCCUAAGGGUAAUAUCAUUGCUGAGGCAGGUGAAGGAGAGGAAAUUUUGUAUGCUGAGCUUGAUAAGCUGUUGUUGCCAGCUGCCAGAACCGGCAUUCCUGUUCAUUACCAGAGACGGUUUGACAUCUAUGAUGAUGUGACCAAAAGUACCAAGACUAGCGAUGUAUAG
Messenger RNA from Sungouiella intermedia, 906 nucleotides. Lineage: Eukaryota; Fungi; Ascomycota; Pichiomycetes; Serinales; Metschnikowiaceae. The record is from the annotation of a GenBank genome assembly.